Molecule: messenger RNA, 1702 nt
Organism: Nasonia vitripennis (jewel wasp)
Lineage: Eukaryota; Metazoa; Arthropoda; Insecta; Hymenoptera; Pteromalidae
Product: ribosome biogenesis protein TSR3 homolog
Exons: 5
Coding region: 671-1528 (285 amino acids)
Biological process (GO): maturation of SSU-rRNA
Molecular function (GO): rRNA small subunit aminocarboxypropyltransferase activity
Source: RefSeq, a predicted model, not a curated record
ACAAAUUAAGCUAGUUACAAAACGACGAAUUUUAACUCCGAGAAUUUUCACUUUGCUAAAUUGAAAUAAGUGACUUCUAAACGAGUCAUUUUAUUAGAGAUAGGAUUUUCUAUUUUUGAAAAUAAUUUAUACGGCAAUAAAAUGUUUUUUUUAUCGCUGACACUCCUGACAGUCAAAUUACGUCAAUUCGCCCAACACCAGGAUCAGACAAUAAUAGACUGGCUCCAGUAGUGCGUCAGCUGCAUAGCCUCUGCAUUUCUACUGUAUUUAUGGUUAUCGGUCGGUGCAUCGUCUCGUUGUGCUGCCUGUCAACACUGUCAAUAGCAAUACUCUGCAUCUCAAACCGAGAAUCACGUAACACACACGAGGAUCAUCGCGAAAGAGGAGAGAAACGUCAAGGCAGACGAUAGCGUGAAAAAAAAACGCCACAACCGUGACAAACAACAGUAAGGAAAAACGCUUCAGUGUCUACAAAAAAUGUGCCAAACAAAAACAGCUUAGAUGAGGGAGAGAAAGAGUGAGUUAGCUCCAAAAGUGAUUUUGGAGCUCAUUGCUGGCUAUAACCUUCAAAUUAGAAAGGCAGUUAGCCUUUGCUUGCUCGGCUUUUAGCCAGCAGUAUUGUAUCAACGAGUGGCACGAGCUGGUGCAAAGACCUUUUAGGAGCUGCAUAAUGUCUUCGAAAGGAAAGAACAAAAAUAGACUGUCCGACAGGCGAAAACGUCAUGUCGUGGGCAAGGAGGAGAGGUAUCGACAGGAAAGGGAUAAGUCCGACAAAGAGGAAUCUGAACCCGAGGAAGAAUGGCCAAUUGCCUUUCCCGUUGCAAUGUGGGAUCUUGAACAAUGUGACCCCAAAAAGUGUUCGGGUAGGAAACUCGCAAGGCACAGACUGAUCAAGACUCUCAGACUCGGUGCUCGGUUUCCUGGACUUGUGCUGACCCCUGUAGGAACUAAGUGCGUGAGUCCACUGGACAAGGAGAUAGUUCAGGACAACGGCUGCGCGGUGGUGGACUGUAGCUGGGCUCGUCUGGACGACACUCCCUUCAGUCGAAUGCGCACUCCGCAUCCAAGGCUGCUACCUUUCCUCGUGGCCGCGAACCCGAUAAAUUACGGAAAGCCGUGUCAAUUAAGCUGCGUCGAAGCCAUAGCCGCGACGCUAAUUAUCACCGGCUUUCCCGAGGAAGCCAACUUCUACCUCGGCAAAUUUUCUUGGGGCCAUUCAUUCCUCGAGCUGAACGCUGAGUUGCUGGAAAGCUAUGCGGCCUGCAAGAGCAGCGAAGAAAUCAUAGCCGCGCAGGACAAAUUCUUGGCUCAAGCGCGACAGGAAAGGCAAGACAGGCUGGCAAUGCCAGACUUCCCGCCGUCAGAAAGUGAAUCAGAGGAAGACGAGGAGGAGGAGGGGGAGGAAGGUCAGGAUGGAAAUAAGGAGAGCAAAGACGAGGCGAAGAAGGAUGAAAGUAGUACCAGUAAGGAUGAUACGACGGCAUCGGGAAGCUCGAGUUCGACGACUGCGAAAGAAGAUGAUGCAUGAUGAUGUUCCUCGGUACUUGUGUCGCUUUCGCUCUCGUCAUUGUAAAUAUCCGCGACAGCGGUAAAAACUUUGAAGACUCGCUAUCGUAUAAAGAUAAUUUAUUAUUUUAUACGUAUUUAUACGUGAACGCAAUAAUACGUACGAAUACAUAUAAAUAUAUAAAAGUAAACUGUA